Molecule: messenger RNA, 9016 nt
Organism: Oncorhynchus masou masou (cherry salmon)
Lineage: Eukaryota; Metazoa; Chordata; Actinopteri; Salmoniformes; Salmonidae
Product: collagen alpha-1(V) chain-like
Exons: 60
Coding region: 417-6476 (2019 amino acids)
Biological process (GO): extracellular matrix organization
Molecular function (GO): extracellular matrix structural constituent conferring tensile strength
Source: RefSeq, a predicted model, not a curated record
GUUCUAUAAAUCGAGCCCUUUGAUUUGCUUUCCUGUCCUGUCCGCAACCUGACUGACAGCCUGCUAGGGGACCUUUUUACCCUCUAAAUUACUUCCCAGGGCUCCAGUGACGACUGAGAGAGGGGGCAACACUUCUGAUCGGAGGCUCAGCAGCGCAGGGUAGCCUUUUCAGAGGAGCGAGAAGAGGAGUGGAGAGGACGAGUGCGCGAGAGAGGGUGUCCCAUCCGUCACACUAGCUGGAUGAAUCCACACUCCAAAACGUAUGGCUGCUUGAGAAAAAGAACGCUAUUUUCCCCUUCUCUCUUUCUCUGGGACCUUUGGCUACCAGUUCUCUCCUGAUCAGAAGUUGUCACAAGUAUUUUUUCAGUUGCUCUUAAAAAGUUAACCCACUUUUGUUGUGGACGUCACUGGCGACCAUGGAUACACAUAUAAGAUGGAAAGUAAAACGGAGGAUAAAGGACUCGCAAAUCACUUUAGCGAUACUUCUACUUUGUGUCACAUCACAAGCCAGUUCAGUGGAGCCAGCGGACCUCUUGAAGAUUUUAGAUUUUCCCAGUUUACCUGAAGGCGUUACGAAAACCACAGGUUUCUGUGCGCAUAGGAAGUCAACAAAAGGAGCCGAUGUAGCCUACAGAGUAUCCAAAGAAGCACAGCUCAGCGCCCCCACCAAACAGCUGUACCCUGCUGAUGUGUUUCCUGAGGACUUCUCCAUCCUGGCUACAGUGAAGCCUAAGAAGGGCUCCCAGUCCUUCCUUCUGUCUGUGUAUAACGAGCAGGGUAUCCAGCAGCUUGGGGUGGAGGUGGGACGCUCUCCUGUCUUCCUGUAUGAGGACCACAUGGGUAAACCCAGCCCUGAGGACUACCCCCUCUUCAGAGGUCUCAAUCUGGCCGAUGGAAAGUGGCAUAGAGUGGCCAUCAGUGUUCACAAACAGAGCAUCACCAUCAUCCUGGACUGUAAAAAGAAGACCACGCAGAAACUGUCUAGGAGCCCGCACCCCAUCAUCGACACCAAAGGAAUUGUGGUCUUCGGAACUAGAAUACUCGAUGAAGAAGUCUUUGAGGGAGACAUCCAGCAGUUGUUGAUUGUGGCGGACCACCGUGCUGCCUAUGACUACUGUGAACACUACAGCCCUGACUGUGAGGUCCCUGUCCCAGAGCAGCCCCAAGCCCAGGACCCCAACACAGACGAAUAUAACACAGAAGAGGACAGCUAUUACUAUGAGUAUCCUUACUAUGAGGACAUGGAUGGGAAACCUUCCGAGUCCACCUCCGAGACUGAGACUGACGAACAAGCUGGACCUGCCACGGAAGACGUAAAGGUGUCCGUGCCAGAGAGCGGCCGUGUGGUCACCUCAGUCAAAGAGGUGGUGUCAUCAGUCAGGGAUACAGCCAGUCAGGGAGUCGAGGGCAGAGUGUUGACCUCCGUAUCUACCGGCAGCGCCUCUGCUGCAGCAGGAGCCGGAGCCGCCGGCGAGGAGGCCUACGGGGAAGAGACAAGCCCUUACGACGGCUAUGACACAGAUAGUUAUGGGAACUACGAAUCAUACUACGACGAGUCCACGGCCUCGCCCGACGCCAGUCGCAGGGUCACCAUCAGCAGCUCAAGCACGGGGACCGGCGCAGGGGUGGAGCUGGACCUGGGGUUGGGGUCAAAGUUUGACCUGGGCACGGGGACAGAGUUUGAGAAGGUCAUCACCAGUAGUGGAGGAGUCACCAUCACACGCAACAAGACCUCGGCUGGAACAGGCUACAAUGACAACUAUGGUGAGGGUUAUGAUCUGUCCUAUGGAGAGGGAGAGGAGUACAGCAUCGGUGGCGGUGGCCAUGACAGCAGAACCAGCAGUACUGUCGAAAUCGGUACUGGUGGUGGAGGUGGAUCUGUAUCGGUCGGGGGCGGUUCUGUUUCCGUUGGAGGCGGUUCUGUUUCCGUUGGGGGCGGUUCUGUUUCCGUUGGGGGUGGUUCCGUUUCCGUUGGUGGAGGUGGAGGUUCCGUUGGUGGUGGUUCCGUUUCCGUCGGGGGCGGUUCCGUCUCUGUAGGAGGAUCUGCCAGCGCCGGAGGUGGGACGGCAAGAGCAGGAGCUGGAGCUGGGGAUUCGGUUGCUACGGGAGCCGGAGGCCAGGGUGUGGCUAUUGAGGGGGACUACACUGAUCUGGAGGGUGAUCGGUUCAAAGAGGAGUCCAUCUCUGAGUAUGGGGACGCAGACUAUGGUUAUGGAGACCUGGACUACGGUGGACAGGAGGAGAAGGUGCUGCCAGCCGAGACAGACGAGUACUACGGACAGGUUGAUGGGUCUCGGGGAGAGAAGGGACAGAAGGGAGAACCUGCUAUCAUUGAGCCUGGAAUGCUGGUGGAGGGUCCGCCUGGUCCGGAAGGCCCAACAGGUCUCCCUGGACCCCCAGGUUCCUCCGGGCCCCCAGGCAGCCACGGAGACGCAGGAGAAAGGGGUCCUAAUGGUCGUGCUGGUCUUCCUGGUGCUGAUGGUCUGCCAGGACCUCCAGGGACUGUCCUGAUGCUGCCUUUCCGCUUCAGUUCUGGAGGAGACUCUGGACAGAAGGGACCUCAGGUGUCUGCUCAGGAGGCCCAGAUGCAAGCCAUCAUGCAACAAGCUAGGCUGGCGAUGCGUGGUCCUCCUGGCCCUAUGGGUUUGACAGGUAGAUCUGGUCCUCUGGGUUCUCCAGGUGUUUCUGGACUGAAGGGAGAGUCUGGAGAGUCCGGUCCUCAGGGACCCCGUGGACCAUUGGGUUCUCAUGGACCCUCUGGGAAGCCCGGCAGAAGGGGACGUGCUGGUUCGGAUGGAGCCAGAGGCAUGCCUGGUCAGACCGGAACCAAGGGAGACAGAGGGUUUGAUGGUUUGGCUGGACUUCCUGGUGAGAAGGGACACAGAGGUGAAUCUGGUCCCCAUGGACCUCCCGGACCCACAGGAGAGGAUGGAGAGAGAGGAGACGAUGGAGAGAUCGGGCCACGGGGACUGCCUGGUGACCCAGGACCUCGUGGGUUGCUGGGACCUAAGGGACCUCAGGGACCUCCCGGAUCCCUUGGUGUAACUGGAAUGGAUGGCCACCCUGGACCCAAAGGAAACAUUGGACCACAAGGAGAACCUGGUCCCAAUGGACAGCAAGGCAACCCUGGUGCUCAGGGACUUCCAGGUCCUCAGGGAGCCAUCGGGUCCCCAGGAGAGAAGGGGCCUACUGGAAAAUCAGGACUGCCAGGAAUUCCAGGUGCUGACGGACCCCCGGGUCACCCUGGCAAGGAAGGACCCAACGGAGAGAAAGGACAUUUGGGUCCCGCAGGCCCCCAAGGCCCAAUCGGUUAUCCCGGGCCCCGAGGCGUGAAGGGAGCCGACGGUGUACGAGGCCUGAAAGGAGGAAAGGGUGAAAAGGGAGAAGAUGGAUUCCCUGGCUUCAAGGGAGAUAUGGGAAUCAAGGGUGACAGGGGUGAGCUGGGACCUGCUGGACCCAGAGGUGAGGACGGACCUGAGGGGCCCAAGGGUCGCUCCGGUCUUCCUGGAGAUGCUGGCCCUCUUGGACCCAACGGUGAAAAGGGCAAACUGGGUGUUCCAGGGUUGCCAGGAUAUCCAGGAAGACCAGGACCAAAGGGAUCUCAGGGAUUCCAAGGUUUCCCCGGAGCCAACGGAGAGAAAGGAACAAGGGGACUUGCAGGGAAGGCUGGCCCAAGAGGACAGAGAGGACCAACGGGGCCUCGUGGAGAGAGGGGACCAAGGGGACAAACAGGAAAAGCUGGACCAAAGGGUACCUCAGGAAGUGAUGGCCCCCCAGGACCUCCCGGCGAGAGGGGUCUUCCAGGGCCUCAAGGACCAACAGGAUUCCCCGGACCAAAGGGCCCACCCGGACCUGCUGGGAAAGAUGGUCUGCCCGGCCACCCUGGACAGAGAGGAGAGACUGGUUUCCAAGGCAAGACUGGCCCACCUGGACCUCCAGGAGUGGUUGGACCUCAGGGCCCCACAGGUGAGACUGGACCAAUGGGAGAGCGUGGCCAUCCAGGACCCCCAGGCCCACCCGGUGAGCAGGGUCUCCCUGGAUCUGCUGGUAAAGAGGGAGCUAAGGGUGACCCCGGUCCUGCUGGCCCGGCUGGUAAGGAUGGUCCCCCUGGUCUGAGAGGGUUCCCAGGAGAGAGAGGUCUGCCCGGCCCAGUGGGGGCCCACGGCCUGAAAGGGAAUGAAGGCCCCAACGGCCCACCUGGACCUGCUGGUUCCCCUGGUGAGCGUGGUCCUGCUGGCCCAGCCGGACCCACUGGUCUCCCUGGACGACCAGGACCUCAGGGACCCCCUGGACCCGCUGGAGAGAAGGGUGGACCGGGUGAAAAAGGACCCCAAGGCCCCGCCGGUAGAGAUGGUGUCCAGGGACCUGUUGGUCUGCCUGGCCCAGCUGGACCUCUCGGACCCCCAGGAGAGGAUGGAGACAAGGGAGAGAUUGGAGAGCCAGGUCAGAAGGGAGGCAAAGGAGACAAAGGAGAGCAUGGUCCACCUGGUCCUACUGGUCCCCAAGGCCCGGUUGGGGCGCCUGGUCCUGCUGGAGCUGAUGGAGAGCCCGGUCCCAGAGGUCAGCAGGGUCUGUUUGGCCAGAAGGGAGAUGAAGGAUCCAGAGGAUUCAAUGGACCCCCUGGCCCAGUGGGACUUCAGGGAUUACCAGGUCCGGCCGGCGAGAAAGGAGAAACCGGAGACGUUGGUCAGAUGGGUCCUCCCGGUCCUCCUGGCCCCAGAGGCCCCUCCGGACCCCCAGGAGCUGACGGCCCUCAGGGACCUCCUGGUGGUAUUGGAAACCCUGGAUCUGUUGGAGAGAAGGGUGACUCAGGUGAAAACGGAGAGCCUGGUCUUCAGGGAGAACUUGGCGGACCUGGCCCAAGAGGAGAGCGAGGGGAGAAGGGAGAGUCCGGUCCUGCAGGUUCUGCUGGACCCCCUGGCCCUAAAGGUCCCCCUGGAGAUGACGGUCCUAAAGGAAGUCCUGGUCCAAGUGGUUUCCCUGGUGAUCCUGGUCCCCCUGGCGAGAUCGGACAGGCUGGUUUAGACGGUCCUCCUGGUGACAAGGGAGACGACGGAGAGGCUGGUCAACCUGGUUCUCCUGGACCCACCGGAGAGUCAGGUCCUUCAGGCCCACCAGGAAAGAGAGGCCCCCAUGGUACAACUGGACCCGAGGGCAGGCAAGGAGAGAAGGGAGCCAAGGGAGAGUCUGGUCUGGAGGGCCCACAGGGAAAGACAGGCCCCGUUGGUCCUCAGGGAGCACCUGGCAAGCAAGGUUCUGAAGGUCUCAGAGGGAUCCCCGGCCCAGUUGGGGAACAAGGUCUUCCGGGUUCCUCAGGACCCGACGGACCCCCUGGACCCAUGGGUCCUCCAGGAUUACCAGGUUUGAAGGGAGACUCUGGCAUUAAGGGAGAAAAGGGCCACCCUGGUCUGAUCGGUCUGAUCGGGCCCCCAGGAGAGCAGGGAGAGAAGGGUGACAGAGGUCUGCCAGGCCCCCAGGGGACAUCAGGACCCAAAGGAGACAAUGGUAUUGCUGGCCCCUCAGGUCCUCUUGGUCCCCUGGGACCUCCAGGAUUACCAGGUCCUCCUGGUCCUAAAGGAGCUAAGGGGUCAUCGGGUCAAACUGGUCCCAAGGGAGAGACUGGUGUUCCUGGACAACCUGGGCCUCCUGGUCCUCCUGGUGAUGUCAUCCACCCGCUGCCCAUGCAGUCGAGCUCCAAGCGGAGCCGCAGGAACAUUGAUGCCAGCCAGAUGAUGGACGAUGCCAAUGCAGAUGCCAACUAUAAGGACUACGACGAUGGAAUGGAGGAGAUCUUCGGAUCCCUCAACUCCCUCAAGCUAGAGAUUGAGCAGAUGAAGCACCCACUCGGAACACAGGGCAACCCCGCCCGCACCUGCAAGGACCUGCAGCUCUGCCACCCUGACUUCCCCGACGGUGAAUACUGGAUCGACCCCAACCAGGGUUGCUCGAGGGACUCUUUCAAGGUCCACUGCAACUUCACAGCAGGAGGAGAGAGCUGUAUCUACCCUGAUAAGAAGUCUGAAGGGAGCAAAAUGGCAAAAUGGCCCAAAGACUCCCCAGGCUCUUGGUAUAGUCGCUACAAGCGAGGUUCCCUGCUCUCGUACGUGGACGCUGAGGGCAACCCCAUUGGUGUGGUCCAGAUGACCUUCCUGCGUCUGCUGAGUGCGGCCGCCCGCCAAAACCUCACCUACAACUGCUACCAAUCAGUGGCCUGGCACAACCAGGAUGGGGACUCAUACGACAAGGCCAUCCGCUUCCUGGGCUCCAACGACGAGGAGAUGUCCUACGAUAACAACCCCUACAUCAGAGCCGUGGUGGACGGCUGUGCGUUGAAAAAGGGCUAUGAAAAGACAGUACUGGAGAUCAACACACCAAAGGUGGAACAGGUGCCUUUUGUUGACAUCAUGUUCAAUGAUUUCGGCGGGGCUACGCAGAAGUUUGGAUUCGAAGUGGGUCCUGUCUGUUUCAUCGGCUAAGACUGUUUACUGAACAAAAUGGAGAAAAUAAAAAGCAUAUUUAUUUUCUCAGAAACAAAACACAUGAAUAGGACAAUUUGUAUUUGUGUAAAACAUUCUGUGUCCAAAAGCAACAAGUAUGAAUAAAAUACACAAAAAUCAAGAUGAGAAUACUACAAUAAAUUUCUAGAGGAUUCGAUAAGAAUAAUAAAAAAAGAGCAACCUUGUAACCUCAGUGUGCCUUCUCCAUCACAUGCAAGUUUUGAAACUGAAUAAGUCAGAUACUACCGACCCCUAUCUUCACCCAUGACCCCUAUCACCGUUCCCAAACCUCCACCCACUCCCAGCGCACUUGAUGUAAAUCCAAUCUGGUUGUCGAACUCACCGGAGGCAAACUUUUACCUGCUACUCCACUGGUUUCAGAAGGUUGCCAUGGACUCCAUCCCAUGUGGCAGUUUUCUUCUUCGUUUUUUUUUAUUGUUUAUUGUUGUUGUUGUUUCUUUGUCUCUCUCUCAAUUCCCACUUUGAAUAUUUUAUUAAUUUGUUCAUUCGUUUGCUCCUUCAUUCAUUUCGGAAGCUUUGUUUUGUGCAUAAUUGUCUCCCCAUUCUUCUGAAUGGAACUUAUAUAUAUAAAUAUAUAUAAAUAUUUUUUGUAUGUUUGUAAGUACUUUCUGUAUAUUUUUCCUGGUAAUGUUUACUGUUUCUGGCUUCAAAACAUGCAUGUAACUUUUUAAGACGUGAGGUAAAAGAUGAUGGUCAUUGGAAUACAUCAAAUUCGCAGAUACUAAAGUAAGGAAUUGGACAUGUAAAUUGGAGAAUAGAUGAGGAGUGCUUGUCUUGUUGCUGGGUGUGAAGAACACCUUAUUGUAAUUUAAGAACCGAAUGAAAAUAAAGUAUGGAAAUAUUACUCUGCGCUAGUCUGUGAGAGUUGAUUAGCAUAACAGAAAAUGUACCAAGAUAAAAAUGACAAACAUUCCUCCUCUUCUUGUGUCCUUUAUUUUGGGUGCAUUUUGAGAUUUUAUUAACUUAAUAAACAACUUUGAUAUUUUUUUCCUUCAAUACUUCCAUAUUUCUACUCUCAAACUAUAUAUGCAGCAGGAGAUGUCACUUUUCAAGGAAACACAAGAAAUCAAUACUUAGGUGCUAUUUUUUCUCCUGUGGUGCUAUGAUAUUUUCAAGUUUGUUGUUAUUUUGAAAGUACAGUAAGCUGAUGGUGGUGAUGUUAACUCGUCACCAUGACUACCCUGUCUGUCUGUCCCUUACCCUGACCCUCUUAGCCAUCACCUCUGAAACAACAUCUUCACUACAUUCUUAUUUAUGUCUAUGGGGUGUUUUAAUGCAUGCCAGUUUGCUUCAUAUUCAUUCAUAGAUCCAUGCAGUAUUUUAUUUUAUGUAUUUCUCUGCUUCCAAGGCCCACUUAGUAAAGACUAACAGCAUCUGAUCAUACUGCAACUUACUUGGAAUGAGCUAAUAGAAAUAAGAUUGUACUCAGUUGCCGAAUGUGGUGCUAAUUUAUCAAAUUUUCUUAGAUGUCUUUAAAAAAGAAAGAAGAUGGUAGACGCGAUGCUGCAAUGCUUGCAUAUCAUGGUUCCAAGACAUGGUGCAUUUUGUGAAUGGAUCUCAUGAUUGGUGUUCUGUGCAAUGGAUAAUCUUUUUCACUUUGUCAAGCUUUUUACUGCUUUUAUUUUUCGGGGUUGGGGGUGAAGGUGACUGGUUUGGAAUGGGUACGGAGUGUCUCCCCCUUUGAGUAUUCCAAAGCACAUGGCCAAGGAACAGUUUGGAGGUUUGGUACCUGAAACCAUUAACUUUCUUACCAAAGGCUUUUUUUUAUAUAGCUUUAAGUUCCCAGAGGGCCAAGAAUCCACUAAGUAUUUUGAAAUCAACUAUUUGAAAAUGUGGUAGAAUUGUCUAAUGAUGAUUAAAAUCAGAUGUGUCAUGUACAAGUCAAAAAUACAAUUUCAAACAUAUAUUUAAAAAAAAAAAUUUUUUAAAAAUGAAAAAUUUAGAUUUGUUUUUAGUGAACGAUAUUUAAUAGUCCAUCAGAUUAGCCCGCUUAAAGGUAGAAAAGCCAGAUGCAAAGCUUGUUUUUGUAUUGUUGUUUGGGGUCUUCUGAUUUAACUGUUGUUUUACUUUCUUAAGCCCUAGUUAUAUCCUUGUACAAACUAUGCACUCUGCCUGCUUUUAACCACUACAGCAUCUGCCACAGAAAGUUUUACUGUCCUGCAUAAGUAGCUUGUUUUUUAUGUUUUUUGUUUUUACCUUCUAGAUAUGUGACUUGAACCAUUUACGUUAAGAUACACUUAUUGAUCAUCCAUUUUUAAUGUUCAUUUCGAUGAAGCACUCCAAAUUUAACAUGUUUGCUUUCAAUAAAAGGACAAAACAUUUUUGUCAAUUUUCAGAACCAGCAGUAAUGCUGCCAAUAACGUUUUUUGUUUUUGUUUUUUGAUUUGUUUUACGUUUGUCUGUUUGUUAGUUUUUAUGGUCUUGUCAAACCUGUGUAAGAGAGGAUAGAAGAUAUAUUGGUUUUUAUGUUUUAUGUCAAUAAAUUUAAGUUUACUGUG